Molecule: messenger RNA, 246 nt
Organism: Paramecium octaurelia
Lineage: Eukaryota; Ciliophora; Oligohymenophorea; Peniculida; Parameciidae
Source: the annotation of a GenBank genome assembly
AUGAUGUAUGAUAAAUUAUAAUUUAAAAGGUUUCAAUUAGGUAUUGUGAAUUUAAUUUAAAUUGUAUCCAAACGCCGAAAUUGUGCGAUUUUCGAUUUGACCUAAUUAGAAAAAAGUAGUUGUAAUGAUAAAUCUUGAAAAACUAGACUCUUUAAACAACAAGAAACACAAUGUAUAGAAAAUGAAUAUGAAAAAAAAUUGGAUUCGAUUGCAUCUGUUAAAAGAGUAUUAAUAAUUACUUUUUGA